AUGUCCCUCAAAACCUCCCUGGGAAUCGCCCCAGAGCCCUCAGCCUUCCUUGUGUCCAUGCUCGGGGCCUCUUGUCCCUCCCAGUGGCUCCCGUGGCUCUCCCAGUCUGUCCCAGUCACUCCCAGCGACCCCGCCUGUCCAUCUCGACCCCUGCGUGGAUUUGACGCCCGUCAGCCAAUCAGAGCGCGGGUCUCGGAUGACUCAUCAGUUGCCAGGCAGAUCCCCAGAGCCGAGUGCCCGCGCUGGACCCGGCCUCCCAGUGCCCUGCGCUUCUUUCACAGUCCCUCCCAGUGCCACCACAGUCCCCUCCAGCGCCACCACAUGCCACCCAAGUCCAUUCCCACUCCCUGCCAGUCCAUUCCCAGUCCCUCUCAAUACCAAACUGCUCCUGUCCUCUCCCUCCCACUGCCCCCCCCAGCUGAUCCCAGUGUGUCCCCGCUCUCUCCCAGUGCCCCCACCGUUUCCAUCUCCCUGGUGCCCUUUAACUCCCAGCCCGGCCCCGGCCGCCUGCUCUGCUCCGAGAUGGAUUUCUACCCUGCUGAGAUCCAGCGGAGCUGGUCCCAGGGCCAGCAGGAGCUCUCGGGGCACGUGGUGGCCACUGCCAUGACCAACGAGGACUGGACCCAGCAGCUCCCGGUGCUGCUGGAAACUGCCCCCCAAUGCGGGCUCAGCUCCAGCUUCCAGGUGGAGCACGUCAGCCUGGAGCACCCCCUGAGCCGGCACUGGGAGAUGCUGCUGGACCCCGGCCGCAGCAAGAAGCUGACAGGGAUUGGGGGCUCCAUAUUGGGCUUUGUGUUCCUGGUGCUGGGGCUCAGCUUUUGCCUGCACAAGAAGGUUGGGGGGGAGGCCCUCCCCCUGAGUAUGUGUGCUCCCCUGGGGCCCCCAGCCCAGUGUCACCCCCUUUUCUCUACCCACAGAGUUCCUGAGCCACCGGCGGCCGCAGCUGCUCCCCAUGGCCUUGGGCCCAGCCAGGCCCCCUGCUCUGUACCCGUGAUGAUUUUGGGAGGGGGUCGUGUGUCCCCCCAGCCCCGCUGUCACUUUGCCCCCACCAUGCUGCUCCAAGUGUUCCCAAUAAAGCUUCCCAGUUCUCCCUAGUCCCAUUU
Messenger RNA from Poecile atricapillus (Black-capped chickadee), 1103 nucleotides. RefSeq lists its product as uncharacterized. Lineage: Eukaryota; Metazoa; Chordata; Aves; Passeriformes; Paridae. The record is from RefSeq and is a predicted model, not a curated record. Gene Ontology annotation, biological process: peptide antigen assembly with MHC class II protein complex; antigen processing and presentation of exogenous peptide antigen via MHC class II; positive regulation of T cell activation. Gene Ontology annotation, cellular component: MHC class II protein complex. Gene Ontology annotation, molecular function: MHC class II protein complex binding.